Messenger RNA from Meloidogyne enterolobii, 1065 nucleotides. The record is from the annotation of a GenBank genome assembly. NCBI's taxonomy places the organism in Eukaryota, Metazoa, Nematoda, Chromadorea, Rhabditida, Meloidogynidae.
AUGAUUACAAAUACAUCUUUACUUCACGACAAUAAUGUCUUUUUUAAUGGGUCUUUGGCUCACAGCGUUGCUGGCCUUUGUACUUGGGCAGCACUUUUAAUUACCAGUUACCAAAUUUAUCAGCAUUUAAGAUGGUAUUCUUGUCCCAGUGAACAAAGAUGGAUUAUUCGAAUUCUUUUUAUUGUCCCAAUUUAUGCAUUUGACUCUUGGCUGUCUCUUUUAUUUUUCUCAAAUGAUGUUUAUAUCUACUUCAAUUCUAUUCGUGAUUGUUAUGAAGCCUUUGUCAUCUACAGUUUCCUCAGUCUCUGUUACGAAUAUUUAGGUGGCGAAAGUAAUAUAAUGAACGAAAUACGCGGCAAACCAAUUAAACCAACAAAUAUUUGGACUUUUACUUGUUGUUUGGCGGGGAAACAAUAUACAAUUGAAUUUUUACGGUUUUGUAAAAAGGCUACUUUACAAUUUUGUUUAAUUAAACCAAUUAUGGUGGUGCUUACUUUAAUGUUGAUGAUGGUUAGAAAAUAUGAGGAUGGAAAUUGGAGUAUUGAUCAAGGCUAUAUUUACAUCACAAGUGUUUAUAAUAUUUCUGUUUCUCUGGCACUUUAUGGUUUAUUUCUUUUCUACACUGCCACAAAAGAUUUAUUACAUCCAUACAAUCCUGUUUUAAAAUUUUUGACUGUAAAGUCUGUCAUCUUCCUUUCAUUUUGGCAAGGGUUCCUCCUUGCCGUACUUGGCGCUACUUCAGCCAUUGAUCCAAUUUAUGAUUCAGAAGGAAAUGAAGUAAUUAGUAGAGGAACAGUUGCAGCUGGAUAUCAAAACUUUUUUAUUUGUGUUGAGAUGUUUUUUGCUUCAAUUGCUUUACGGUUUGCUUUUGAUGCAUCAGCUUAUAUGGAUGCACAUACAAUAAAUUCUGGUGAAGAACCACGAGCCAUGACUCUCCAAAGUAUUUCUAGUUCGUUGAAGGAAACAAUGAAUCCACGUGACAUAAUGCAAGAUGCCAUACACAACUUCCACCCUCAAUAUCAACAAUACACACAGCAUUCGAACCCUUCACGUUCGGCGAGUUAA